Siniperca chuatsi (mandarin fish) is the source of this 2291-nucleotide messenger RNA. Its product is annotated as twist-related protein 2-like. Bases 339 to 911 code for a protein of 190 amino acids. The transcript is spliced from 2 exons. Gene Ontology annotation, biological process: developmental process; regulation of transcription by RNA polymerase II. The record is from RefSeq and is a predicted model, not a curated record. Gene Ontology annotation, molecular function: protein dimerization activity; RNA polymerase II transcription regulatory region sequence-specific DNA binding; DNA-binding transcription factor activity, RNA polymerase II-specific. Lineage: Eukaryota; Metazoa; Chordata; Actinopteri; Centrarchiformes; Sinipercidae.
UCCGCUGAGCCAAAGAGAACUGCCCGCAGGCCCCGGGUUAGCAUUUGGGUAUAAAAGAGGCGGAGGUGGACCUGCCUGUCAGAUGGUUUGUUGUUGUUCUGUCUGCCAGGUUGAGAGGGGAAUGUGAAAGUGAGAAAUUUAACAAGGUAACCAGGAAACAGGACCGCCAGAGCGACGUCCAAGCCGAUGGAGCUUCAGAAGCCGUAACUUUCUUUGACGAAAGAGAAGACUUUUGUUACACAAGCUUGUCAGGUUCAGGUUUGUUGUUGUUUAAAAAAAGAGCAUCACAGCGUCCUGUCUUUGCAGUGAAGGUUGAAAGGUUGUUGGUGGACAGUACAAUGAGAGAAGAGGUGUCCUGCACCAACUCCCCUGAAGGAGGUCUGGGGGCCAGUGAAGAGGAACUGGAAAGAGGAUCAAAGAAGACCCACCAACAAGGAAAUCGAAAACGCUCCCCUUACCCCAAGAAGGACAGCCUCGGUCAGGCAGAGGAGAGCAGCACCGGCAGCCCCAACAGCCUGCUGCCGUCUGGGCCGAAGAGGCCCAAGAAAAGCCCUUCGACAGUCGUGUCAUUGGCCCCCACGUCGCUGGGCCCCCGGCUUGACCAGCCCUUCGAGGACCUCCACUCUCAGCGCGUCAUCGCUAACGUACGGGAGCGUCAACGCACUCAGUCCCUGAACGACGCUUUCGCCUCUCUACGCAAGAUCAUCCCCACGCUACCUUCAGACAAGCUGAGCAAGAUCCAGAUCCUGAAGCUGGCUUCACGCUACAUCGACUUCCUCUACCAGGUGCUGCAGAGCGACGAGAUGGACGCCAAGCUGGCCAGCUGCAACUACCUGGCCCACGAAAGACUGAGCUACGCCUUCUCCGUCUGGAGGAUGGAGGGGGCUUGGGCCAUGUCCACCAGCCACUAGGAUCCCAUCGAACUUCUCUCCUAAACCCUCUCAUGUCCACAUCUUCACCCCACCACCUCUGUCUGUGUUUGCACCCAUUUCCUGACCUCUGAACCUCUGAAUUCUGCCCUUUCAGUCUGAUCUUAACCUUUUCAUCUCAAACCUUUGCACACAUUCCUGCUCGAUCUAUGUGCUCCAUAAUGAUUCACUCUACCAGUUGGAUCUUUGCAACUAAAACCUCUCUCAGUUCACCCUGUUCCCCUCCAUUGUUUUCUCUUCCACUGCUCUCCCUUGUCUGUCCUACAGUUUAGUCCAGUGCAACAAGACGCUCCGCUGCAGCCCCUCAGAAAACAGACAAAUGGAAAAUUCCCUUCAUUCAAAGAAGAAAUUUGUUCCUGCCUCACCAGACAACCCCCCAUUUUUUGAUCUUUAAAAAACCCUUUUUUGUCUUUGUCUGGACAUGUGCUCGACUCAUGACACCGAGAUGUAUUUUUGUAGCUUGACUCUAACAGUUUUCACUUUGUGUUUCUGAAACACUGGUGAGGAGACAUGACAGUCAAGCGCUGAACAUUUUGAAUGAAUAAAACAAGAACAAAACAAACAGCUGGCCUGCGUUGACAAUGAAACAAAAUGGCUGCUGGUUCGAGUGCCUUGGGUAACACCGUGAUAACCAUCAUCCACCCAACUCUUCACAUCGGAUGACUCACUGCCAGACAGACAUUAAGAUGACUAAUGAUAAUGGCACAGUGAUGGUUUGAGGGCGGUCACAGCCAAUGAAUGUUUACAGCUAAAAUGCUAAUAAGCUAAUUGCUCUGGCUCUCAAAGCCCCGUCUUGUGGGAAAAGAGGAGCACGAGGAAUCUGACGGAGAUCUUCUACUUUGUUGUGCUGUAGUAACUGGAUAGCUUUCUGUGUAUUUUGGGGGUUUUAAAGUGUAUGUUUGUGAAGUUGGUGUAUGCACACUGUAUUACUUUAACUCUGCUCAUGCAUUACACUACGCUUUAAUGAAAAAUGUCCAUCGGAAAAUGUCUUAAACCACUGAUCACAAUUCAGUCACUUCUGUUUCUUUUCACUUCAGUUAUUAGUGAGGAACACAGAAAGUUGUAUUUUAAAAUGCAAGAAAAUCUGAUCAAUGUACUUUUUCCUGCAGCUUUAAGAAAUAUCUUUGCAAACUUUCUGUGAGCAUUUUUUACUAAAUAGUGCAAAAGUAAAAGCAGAAAGUUUCUUGUAAAAUGUGCCAAAGUGAUGAUGAAGUGAUUCCAGCCAUAGUAUAGAGGAUUCAUUUGAAACCAUAAGUAGUCUAAUUACUGUUUGAUCAUGUUUCUUUUGUACUGUUUUGCAUUUGCUUUUGAUAAUCUUGAUUGUGUCAGCUCCUGUGGACAAUAAAACUUUUCUCAAUGCUG